UUUGCAGAUUGUCUUUGUCUACUUGAUGGCCGUUUCAAUCAACUUCGCACAUUCAAUGUUAAAAUUAGAUCCAUUCAUUAUUCAUUUGUAGUGAUGAAUAAUAAAGUAAGUUGAUCUUACAAUGACGUAAGAGUUAUCAUAAAAACAAAUAAUUUAUUUAUUAAAUGUAUCAUUGAUAUAUUUUCUCUUAAUAUUUACUAUAUAUAUUGUUUAUCUUUUUAGGAAAACCUUCCUAAUUUAAGAUCUUUUUCUUUUACAUGUGCUAGUGGUCCUAAUUAUUAUGAGGUUUUCAUUGUGCCACUUGUUCAUCGAAUGUUAAAUCUCGAAGAACUCGCUUUAUAUUUUUUCACCAGUACUGAAAUAUUCAUUGAUGGAAACAAUUUGAAAAAGAAUAUUAUCGAUCAUUUACCACGAUUAAAUAAAUUUCUAUUUAAUAUUUGUUCAACUAUCUAUCUUCGUGAUCAAGCUACUUAUUUACCAUCAAAUGAAGAAAUUCAACAAACAUUCAUAAAUUUCAUGAACAAUAAAAUUAUUACUUGUGUCGAUUAUUUUCCAAAACAGUAUAGUGGUCAAUGUCGUAUUUAUUCAUAUCCAUACACAAUGAAUUAUUAUCGUAAAAUUACAAAUAAUUGUCCAGGUGGAUUAUUUAAAUAUGUUUGCGAAGUAUCAUUAUUUGAUGAAAGUCCUUUUAAACAUGAAUUUUUUCUUCGAAUUGCUCAAUAA
Rotaria sp. Silwood1 is the source of this 723-nucleotide messenger RNA. The record is from the annotation of a GenBank genome assembly. NCBI's taxonomy places the organism in Eukaryota, Metazoa, Rotifera, Eurotatoria, Philodinida, Philodinidae.